Messenger RNA from Leptopilina heterotoma, 1899 nucleotides. RefSeq lists its product as uncharacterized. Bases 93 to 1085 code for a protein of 330 amino acids. NCBI's taxonomy places the organism in Eukaryota, Metazoa, Arthropoda, Insecta, Hymenoptera, Figitidae. The transcript has 7 exons. The record is from RefSeq and is a predicted model, not a curated record.
GUUUAAGUUUCGCAGAAAAGUGAUUGUUUAUUCCCUUUGGUGCCCUUAAUAUUUAUCAUUCUACGUGCCUUUCAAAUAUUAUCAUAAUAUAAAUGUUAAGUGUGAUCUCCGGUGCCUUUUUCAUCAAGACUGAAAAAAUGGCACCUUUUGGAUAUUUUAGUAUCAUUUUAUUCUUAUUGGCCUCAGCCAAUGCAAUAUCAAGGUGCAAUGAUGACAGGGAUUGUCCGGAAAAACAAUAUUGCUACGAUGUUUCACAUCGUUGCACAAAUUACACGAUAUGCAGUAGAUAUAAUCGAUUGGAAGGUAAAGAAAGUGCUCGACACCCUUCAAAUUGUGGGCCUUGCAUUUCUGGAUAUGAGGCGGAAAUAUUGUCAACUGGGGAGCCAGCAGAUGUUUGCUCAAAAACUGUCGUUGCUCAAAAAGAGGAUGAACCUGACAACACUAAAGCACUUUACACCUGGUUGUAUUCAUCGUUGAUAAUUAUUGUAGUAGGAGCAAUUUUGUUAUUUACUUUUAUGAAAAAACGUUGUAAAAAAUUAUUAGAUAUUCAUAUGAGGCAAGAAAAUAGUUGGACAAACAUGUGCAAUUUCGGACCAAGUGCUCCACCACUUGAAACAGGGUCUUAUAAAGAAGGAUCACCACACUACACUGCCAUUAUGAACAAUAAUGACAAAUAUAUGGAUAAAAAUAAAUUAGUGGCUGCUACGCCUUUUCACAGUCCAGAUUGGAUUAAGACGAAUCCUAAUUAUAAUGAACCUCAGGAGAUUCCAGAACAAGUUUUAACUCCAGAACCAAUACCGCCAGAGGAGGACACUAAUCCAAGUUCCUGGACUCCUGAGCAAACAGCCGAACUUGUACCUACACGACCAUUCGCUCAAUUUAAUUCCGAAACAAGAGACAACGCAAUGAAUGCAGUUUUAGUUCAACGAAAUUGUCCAACAGCAGUCUCAACGAUCUCAGAAUCAAAUGAUUCUACUUCCGAAACAACGGAUUCACAAAGUAAUUCCGAUCAUAUUAGAGGACCAAAUAUUUUGAUAAGUCAAAAAAUCACAAUGAAUGUUAAUGUUGUGAAUGGAGAUUAUUGAUUACCAUUUAUAUAUCAUUAUAUAUCGAAUUCUUCAAAUACCUAGUGAAAAAUCAUAGCCGGACGUAUGAUUAUUUAUAUUAUUAUUGUUAUUAUCAUCACAUAUUAACCGUUAUGCAUAAAAUUAUAUAUCAAUGCAUAUAAAACUAAUUAAUGCAUCAAAAUUAAAAAAAUGCAUCAUUUUUUGAAUUUUUGAUUGAGAUGCAUUUUAUAUUGUAUUUAUAAUUUCCAUAUUGGAAAUGUUUCACCCUCAUCAAAAUUUUGAAUUCAAAAUUUCUGUCCAACUUAUUAAGAUCAUUUUCUUCAUUGUUUAACAAUUUUUUAUAUUUAUUUUUAUAUUUUGUGCCAUUAUAUCUAUAUUUCCCAUACACAUACACUCGUCGAUUAUAUUUCUGUAUACUUUCAAUAUUUAUAAUAUUUAAACCAAACGAACGUGAGGAACGUUUGAAAGUCACAAUAGAUUUUUAAGAUAUUUCAAUUGAAAACAUUUAUUUAAUACUCUCCGGCAUUAUACUUAAGAUGAGUAUUGAAGUUUUUUUUGUGAAACAUUAAAAACUUUCGACGGACAACAGUUUUGAUGACAUUUUCAUUAAAUUUUAGAAAAUGAUUCUCUCUCAAAUUGAAAUCUCAUUUUUUAAAGACAUAAUUUUGUAGAAAAUAUUGUAAGAAGUUGAUACGAUUCUACGUUAAGUUCUUUAUAAUUUAUAAGUUUCUUAAGUGAAUGUUUAUCAGUCAGGAUAAAAUGAUUCUUGUUGAUGUUUUUUUUAAUGAAUGUUUUACGUACACAGUUGUGUAUGAAUAAAAAGAGAUAAAAA